This is a messenger RNA of Panicum virgatum (switchgrass), 2082 nucleotides long. Its product is annotated as nod factor hydrolase protein 1-like. Gene Ontology annotation, molecular function: chitinase activity; chitin binding. NCBI's taxonomy places the organism in Eukaryota, Viridiplantae, Streptophyta, Magnoliopsida, Poales, Poaceae. The coding region runs from base 465 to 1874 and encodes 469 amino acids. Gene Ontology annotation, biological process: carbohydrate metabolic process; chitin catabolic process. The transcript is spliced from 2 exons. Gene Ontology annotation, cellular component: extracellular region. The record is from RefSeq and is a predicted model, not a curated record.
ACUAAACACACUCUAAAUAAAAAUUGUUCCAGUAUAUUUCUAUAUAAACAAACAUAGUUUCUAUUCUAUAUGUGUACUUCGCAACAAACAUAGUUUCUAUUCUAAUGCCGCGGACUGAAGAUCAGACGAAGAAAGAACUGUUCCAGUGUCAGGUGUUCGCCGUGUGACCGUGUCGGAUUACUUCAUUCAGGCUCAGUUAUCGGAAUUCCAAAGAGCAAACACAGUUACAGCUCGGCAACUGAUCGAGCUUUUUGCAGGAACUUCGCAGCUCGCAAGGCGCUCGUAGGAUCAAACACCGGCAUAGCACCACGCCCAAGAUUCCUCCAAAGUUCCCCUCCAAUGACACCAGCACAACAGCAAGGUGACACUGCCACCGCCUGGCUCCGAUCCCCACCCACUCCCACCGCCAGCCAGCUCGUCCGAGCUCCCACCGCCACCGCCACCUCCUCGCCGCGCCGCCGGCAAUGGCAGCGGCGUCGUCUUCCGCCGCCAGAAUUCUCUUCGCCGUCACCAUGGCCGCGGCGGUCUCGCUCGCCGCGCCGUCGGCUCCCGCGCCGGGGCCGGCGGCGACGGUGCGCGCCGGGUUCUACCUCGCCGCGGCCGCCCGCCUCCGCCCGCUUGCCGCGCUCGACGCCUCCCUCUACACGCACCUCUACUACUCGGCCCUCGCCGUGCACCCCACCACCCGCAAGCCCGCGCUCCCCGCCGACCCGGACCAGGCGGGCCUCCUCGCCGCCUUCUCCCCGGCGCUCAAGUCCAGGAACCGCGCGCUCAGGACCCUGCUCUCCGUCGGCGCCGGCCCCGGCGCGGGCGUCGCCGGCAUCGCGGGCGCGGGCUCCCAGACCGACCCGUCGUUCGCCGCCAUGGCCGCGGACCCGGCGUCCCGCGCGGCGUUCGCCGCCGCGGCCGUCGCGCUCGCCCGCGCCACCGGCUUCGACGGGCUCGACGUCGCGUGGCGGUUCCCGGCGUCCGCGGUCGAGAUGGCCGACUUCGGCUUCCUCGUCUCCGAGUGCCGCGCCGCCGCGCCGCCCGGGUUCCUGCUCACCGCCACCGUCUACUUCUCCAGCCACGUCUUCGACGCGCCGCUCCCCGGCGUGGACUACCCGUCCGAGGCCGCGGCGAGGUGCCUCGACUGGGUCAACGUCGCCGCAUUCGGGCUCCGCCCGCGGGGCGCCGGCGCCACGGCCUUCGACGCGCCGCUCUACGACCGGGCGUCCCACUUCUCGGCGAGCUACGGCGUCGUGUCGUGGGUCGACGCCGGCAUGCCGGCGGGCAAGGUGGUCAUGGGCCUCCCGCUCUACGGCCGCUCGUGGUUCCUGCGCAACAAGGCCAACCGCUGCGUCGGCGCGCCCGUCGUCGCCGCGGGGCCCAAGCAGCGCGGGAGCAACGCCACCGGCGUCAUGUCCUACGCCGAGGUCCAGGAGCUCGCCGCGGCCGGCGGCGGCGGCGAUCCUCGGCGCGCGGUCACCACGACGUACGACAACGCGUCCGUGGCGUCCUACCUGUCCGUCGGCGACGUCUGGGUCGCCUUCGACGGCGCGGCCGUCGUCGCCGAGAAGCUCGCCUUCGCCGCGCGGCGCGGCCUGCUCGGCUACUUCCUGUGGCCGGUGAACUACGACGACGCCAACCUCACUAUGUCCAGAACAGCAUCGGAGGCCUGGAUGCAGAACGAGAUCUCGUCGAGUUCCAGGAACGGCAACGGCGUCGGGCAGACGCAGGGGCCGGUGCGGUUGCCGCCGGCGCUCCGGUCGCCUGCCGGAACGCCAGGACCGGUGGCGGCGCUGACGUCUGCGUCGGCCUCAUGGCUGCCAUGGACGAAGCUUAACGCAUUCUUGAAUUUUGGGUUACUAAUUCUCGCGUGGUGUUUGUCGUAGAAGCUUGAUGUGUCCCUGCAUUUGGGAUGGCUAGUUCAAAGUUCUGACUGACACUGAAGAGAAUCAGCAUUGUUGAAAUUAUGCGUUGUAUACUUCUAAUUUCAUCUGAGUGUAUCAUAGCAGAAGUUGAUUCUUUUAUACUUUCCUUGGACGAAAUUGACGAGUGUACGCAUCACAGUGGUUUAAAUUGGUGCAACUUACUGAAUUA